CAAUGAGGGGAGACUAGCGCGGUGACGUCACUGCCGCUGCUGAGAGAGAGAGAGAGGCAGCGCGCGGGGCAUCAUCGCUCCCCAUCCAUUAGCUGUAGGCUAGCUAGCUAACUGUAGCUAACACCAGCUAUGGUCCACAACCAUUCUCUGUUUUUGGAAACAAACAUGGCAUGACCUGGCUAACGAAGAACACGCACUGGGACUAUGGGGUCUGUUUGGAUUUCAAACACUAACUGGAAUGGUAAUGAUGCAACGAAGCGAGUAGGGGGCUCGCGUCACUGAUGCCAGGUGCAGGCUGUAGCUGAGAGCACUCAGGAUGAGUGGGGCUGGAGAGCACACAGACAUCCUGUCAGUGGCAGACGUGGUCAGAGACAGAUGGAAAGUGACAAGGAAAAUCGGUGGGGGUGGGUUUGGAGAGAUCUACGAGGUUUUGGAUCAUUUGAGCCAGGCCACGGUUGCCCUAAAAGUGGAGUCAGCUCAGCAACCCAAACAGGUGCUGAAGAUGGAGGUGGCUGUGCUGAAGAAGCUUCAGGGCAAAGAUCACGUGUGUCGUUUUGUGGGCUGUGGCCGCAAUGACCGUUUCAACUAUGUGGUGAUGGAACUCCAGGGGAGGAAUCUGGCAGAUCUACGCAGAACGAUGACCCGCGCCACCUUCUCUGUUUCCACAACUUUGCGGCUCGGCAAGCAGAUUUUGGAGGCCAUUGAAAGCAUCCAUUCUGUAGGCUUUCUGCACCGUGACAUUAAACCUUCUAACUUUGCGAUGGGAAGACUAGCCAGUACCUGCAGAUGCUGCUACAUGCUUGAUUUUGGCUUGGCCCGACAGUUUACCAACUCCAGCCAGGAAGUCCGUCCACCUCGUCCUGUAGCAGGCUUCAGAGGAACUGUGCGAUACGCUUCAAUUAAUGCUCAUAAGAACAAGGAAAUGGGCCGUCAUGACGACCUGUGGUCACUCUUUUACAUGCUGGUUGAAUUCAUGGUUGGUCAGCUCCCUUGGAGGAAAAUUAAAGACAAAGAACAAGUAGGAAAUCUGAAAGAGACAUAUGACCAUCGUCUCAUGCUUAAACACCUUCCCUCAGAGUUCAGUAUGUUCCUGGAUCACAUCCUGACCUUGGACUACUUCACUAAGCCUGACUAUCAGCUCCUGAUGUCAGUGUUUGAAAGCGCCAUGAAGAGCCACAGUGUGCUGGAGAAUGACGCGUACGACUGGGAGAAAUGUGAUUCAGAGGAUAUGCUGACCAUCACUGCCGCAACAACCACUGCUCAGCAACUCACCCGUCUCACUCCAGCCUACUUAGGCAUGGCCAACGCUUCAGUGCUGCCGGGCGAGCUGCAGAGGGAGAACACUGAGGAUGUCCUGCAAGGGGAGCGCCUCAGUGACGCCGACAACUGCCCACCCAUCCCCACACCGACCACCCUGGGCGGAGACGUAUGGGAGGAGAUGGACCGCAACCGAAACCAUAAACACACCCAGCCGAUGAUCAGGAAGGUGGUGAGUGAGGAUGAACACAGUCAGAACCAGGGGAACCAGAGCCCCAACACUGGCUCUGUGCAGAGUUCUCCAAGACGGGUGCGUUCAGAGACUAUGUUCUUAGAUCGGGCUGCACCUCUGCUCCGAAGGAUGAGACACAGUCAGAGUCUGGCGUUUGAAAAGAGACUCGCACCUGAACCCAAACCCACCAUUGAGCGCUUCCUUGAGGCAUACUUGGGCAAACAGCGUCCCAUUCUUUCUCAUGUUGGGGAGAAGUCUGGUUUGCUGUCCCCUUCUUGUAACGAGGAACACUCCGGGACAGCGACCCCUGACCCUGAGGAGGGUGCUGCGAGCAGUGGCUUUGUGGCUGUGAACCUCAGUCCUGUCCCUCAGGAGGGAGACUCUCAAGAGUGGGUGAUGCUGGAGCUCGAGCAGGGAAGCGGCUCUGGAGCCACCAAGCCGCCUGGUCAGGACAAGCCUGGGGCACAGACGUCUGCUGAACCCGAGAACCAGUCCUCUGAUCAACAGGAUGGCCAGUCCACAGCAGUGCCGAGCAGUCCUGUCCUCUCGCAGAUGGCCAUGCCUGGCACGUGGUUACUGGGCCACAGAAGACUGCCAGGGAUGCUGGGACAAAUACCCUCGGUCAUCAUGGGAAGACCCCAGAUGGAACAGAGUUCCAGCCUUGGGUCUCCCGUACAGGAAAAGAGUGAAGCGAUACCACUGGAGGCACCGUCUGUUAAACCUGACAUACUACCGGAAGAAACUUUAAAGGAUGGAGAGAGGUUGGAGUUAGGGAAAGUGCCAAGUCUAGCCAAAGGUCCCUCUGCUCACCUAACAAACGACAGAGACCCAGAGAGUGAUUCUGGCCUGCCCGAUCGAUCCUCCGAGCCCAAUCAGCAGCCUCAAGCUGACGCAGCAGGAGGUGCAGUGGAGAGCACUGUCACCGUUUCCUCAUCCCCACCUCCAGCUCUGCUCAGGAGGAGAGACUCCCCCCUGUCCCCAAGACUGAGUCGCAUCCCAGUAAGAGACCCCACCGGCCCCCUGGACUCUCCAAGCAGGGACCCCAACAUGGAGAGGCGUCAUCGUUGGAGCAGCCCGGUCCCUGGCUCCCCUACCCACUCCCCUUCUCCCUCACUGUCCUGUGACAACCUGCCCUGUGCUUUACCCAGAGACAGGCUCUGCUCUGAGCGGGGCUCCAGGUCUGACUGUGGGGGAGAAGACCCCCUCUCUCUGUCCUCAUCAUCAGGUAGUAGAAGUAAGAUUCCACGCCCUGUGAGCGCCACCUUUGUACCGGAGCAACUCACGAGCAGGUUUCUACCCCGACCACCUCCAGGGAAACCGCCCAUCCGUUCCUGUGUGGACAACAGAAGACGGCGGUUAAGAGUGCGAGCCAGCAGCACCAGCGACGCAGACUUCCUCGCCAGUCUGACGCAGUUGAUGCAGGACCGCAGCGGGAUGCUCUUCAGCCCUCCUCCUCGGCCUCGCGGCUCCUCCUCCCUGCAGCGCUCCCUAAGCUCCUCUCCCUCCCGACAAGAGCUGCGUGAGGGCGGGGCACUACAGGGACGCAGCCGCUCUCCAUCCAGCUUCUCUGGCUCCCCUCCCGCCCGGCACGCUCACCCACAAGAACGGUCCGGAGGGCAUAGUCAGUGGGGCCACUGCUCCAGGGGACGGGGUCUGAUCCACGAGGGGAAAGGCUCGGGAAAAGUGAAUCGAUGACUGUGUUUGACACAAGUGACUGAUCUGGAUGGUGCAACUGUAGCCAGAAACUGAUUGAAAUCAAGUCCCUGGUAGCAUGUGUAAAUAUGGUAUUUACUCAAGGGAAUGUACUGUAUGUAAUGUAAAAUGUAUGAUAAAUUGUAUGUAUUUAUUUAUUUAUUUGUUGGAUGUCUCAGAAUACUUGACGAUGUGGCUCGAUGCGUUCAGAUGAAAGAAAAAAGGUUGAGAUCGCCUGAAGAUUGCCAACUCUUUACCUCUCAUUUCACUCCUCUCUUAAUGCUCCAUGUAGGCCUAAUAUGAGACCAAAAAGAUUAUCUAUCUUUAAUACUUGAGGGAUGUAAAAAAAAAAAAGAUGCUAAUUGUAGAUAUGUUCCAUUAGAGAAAUGGUCCACACUAAUAGACACCAUGUACUCACCGUAAGGACACUAAUAUUAGAUAACACAAGCAGUAUACCAACAUCAGCGUUCAUGUACAGAAGCAGGGCAUGCAGCCCCACUGACCUUACUCCUGAAGAAACACUUAGCUAAAUGACUCGAUGUAACAAUGAAUUGCUCAUUCUUGCAUUUCAGUGUAGUAGUGCUUUUACUUUGCUAGGAAAUAUUUGUCAUGCAAAAGGCGACGCGUAUUAGAAUGUACAUGUAAGUGCACUCAUCUUUCAGUAUUGUAAAAGUGCAUGAGAAUCAUUGCUUUUUUGUUUUUAUAUUUAUUUGUACAAUCUGCUAAGACAUCUGUAUUUUUAUUGAGCUGCUUCUGAUCAAAAUACAUCAUAAUGUAGACCAGCAACAAUGGGCUUUAUUUGUUUCUUGCAUCAAGUAAGGGAGUAAGAAAGUGAUAUCAUGACUGAAUUGACUUUGCAUUUUAUUCUCCAUACAACCAAAAUAUUAUGACCAUGAUUAAAUUAAACAAGCUCCAGAUUUUAAAAGUA
This is a messenger RNA of Notolabrus celidotus (New Zealand spotty), 4109 nucleotides long. RefSeq names its product tau tubulin kinase 2b (gene ttbk2b). Bases 317 to 3184 code for a protein of 955 amino acids. The transcript is spliced from 15 exons. The record is from RefSeq and is a predicted model, not a curated record. Gene Ontology annotation, cellular component: nucleus; cytoplasm; ciliary transition zone. Gene Ontology annotation, biological process: cilium assembly; peptidyl-serine phosphorylation; signal transduction. Lineage: Eukaryota; Metazoa; Chordata; Actinopteri; Labriformes; Labridae. Gene Ontology annotation, molecular function: protein serine/threonine kinase activity; ATP binding.